This is a messenger RNA of Emiliania huxleyi CCMP1516, 1494 nucleotides long. RefSeq lists its product as hypothetical. NCBI's taxonomy places the organism in Eukaryota, Haptophyta, Isochrysidales, Noelaerhabdaceae. The transcript has 3 exons. The record is from RefSeq and is a predicted model, not a curated record. The coding region runs from base 41 to 604 and encodes 187 amino acids.
UCCUACUACCCCUAACACACACCUCCAUAUCGUCGCCGUAAUGCUCGCGCUUGCUACAGCCUCCUCCGCAUGGUGGUUCCCGUCUGGCGCGUCGACGCGCGACGCGACUGUCGACGGGAUCGACCUCGCCUGCCCCGACACUUCCGCGCCUUUCGGUCUCGCGUGCGGAAUGAAGGUCGUUGCGACAGCAAAGGCGUCCUGCUCCGACGUUUUGGAGGAGAUGCACGCGCGUGUGGACGGGCAGGCCGACGGGUCCUGGCACGACCCGCACAACCGCGGCACCUACGCUGUCCAAAAGUACGGUGGCAGCUUCUCGACCUCGCGGCUGACGGGCGACGGCAAGUUUACGGACAAGCAGCUCUUCACGUUGACCCGGACGGGGAGUGGCUCGUGCCAGAUACAGGCCUGCAGCCGCAGCCAGGUGCCCUCGGGCCUCGACGCGGGGACAAACUACUGUAACCUGAAGAUGCUCUUCUGUGGCUCGCAUGACUGCGCCGGCGGCCGCUGCUGCAAGCCGCUCAAGCAUGACUUCACCACCGCCGGCGAGCAGACGGAGAAGUUCAUGCAGUCGAGCGUCGAUCUUGGCGCCUGCCUGAAGGUCUAGGCGGAAGGCCGCGCCCCGCGCGGCGUGAGCUGCGCAGGCCCGAGCCCUCAGUUCAUUAGUGAGUUCAACAUAGCCGGCUGUGGCCGGUCAGGAUGCGGCGUGUUUUCAUGUUCGUUUGUCGCGUGUGACGCGUGUGUGCUAGCGUGUGUGCGCUCGCUGUCCGUGACCGUGUUGCUGUUGGCGUUGUGACACAUCCGGACGUGCGGUGUACGAUGUGGCGCGUCCCGGGUAACUGACUGAUGCCACUGUGCUGCUGCUGAUGAUGCCCCUCCCAGACACGAAACACGUACACGACUUCACGAGAGCGAGAGCCUUUGUGGGAGUCCGAAAGAGCGCGCCGCGGUGUCCCGCACCUGCCUGCGCACCCUGACGAGCGAGACGCGAUUAGGAGAGAGAUGCUAGAAGAGAUCUGCCGCCGCGGCUGAGCUAGCGCCACCACUGCCACCAAGCGAUCUCGCCACGCGCGAUUCGCUCCGCCCGCUCCUCCGCCCGCCGCUUGCGCUCCUCAUCGCGCUUGAUCGCCCACUCCUGCCGGAAGCCCGUCUGCGCGUCGUUGGUCUCAAAGAGCACCUUCUGCAGCGCCGCCUUCCGCUCCUCGACGACCUCCUCCCCGGGUUUGCUGCGGAUGCGGUAGGUGGUCGUCUGCAUGAGCUCCUCGGGCGGCAUCGAUAGCCGGCCACGGUUCCACGCCAGCAUCAGCACCGGAGGGACAAAGAAGACGAUGCUCCACAUCAGCAUCGCCUUUGUGUUGUACACGAAGCCCAUCAACCGUCUGGGCUUGGGCUGGCCAGGGAUCUGGCCUGGGUCGUGGCUCUCCAUGACAGCGCUGGCGGACGGAGCGAUACGGAUACGGCACGCAGGCGUCAAGGGAGGGUCGCACUCGCGCGCCC